AUGACCAGCCAGAGUGAUUGCAAAGAAAAAAAAGCCACAGAAAUGGCUGGUGGUGGAUUCCAUGUGGAAUUUGGCAUCAAUGAAACUACCCUAACUCAGUCUUUGGAAAAAGGAGAAUAUGCAUUGGCUGAGAGCCUAAUUCGAGAGAACGCUAAUCCGUCUUACCUAGAUGAAGGAUGUUAUCAGAGAACUCCACUCUACAUCGUGCUGUGUGGCUUGGAUGCUGAAGAAUUGAAUGUGAAACCCAGAAAUUUGUUUUUAGCCAAACUUUGUAUUGAACGAGGAGCUAAUGUUAAUCACAGAGUCCCUAAGGUUUACUAUGGAUCUGAAUUUAUGGGUCCAGGAAAGUCCCCAAUGGAACUUUUGAUAGAUUUCUACAAUACAAUUACACGGUACCUGGAGUGGACAAAAAGUGACAGGUUAUCUGUGAACGAAUGCUGGAAUCCAUACAAUGACAUUGUCAUUGGUUUCAACAAUAAAAUUGUGGAAAAUCUUCAGGAAAUUAAAGAAACCUGUGAACAACUGAUGUUCAUCAUUCUUGCUCUUGGCGGUAAUCCAAAUGUCUGUGAUGAAGAUCAUCGAACACCUCUUCACAAUUUGGCCAUUCGGGGUUUUGACACGGAAAUGGCAAAGUUGCUGUAUGAAAAUGGUGGGAACCUGAAUGCUCUGGAUGAUGACAGGAACACUCCGCUUUUGUGCCUCUCGGAUAUUUCGAUUUGUGAGAUGGACAGCAAACGCCUUGAAGACUUGUCACCUACAUCGAGUGAUGAUACAAUUGAAGACAACCUGACGAUUGAAGGCAUGAAGAAUGAGUUCUUUCAAUUCUUUAUCAGGCAAAGAGACGUUGAUCUAAAUGUCAGGAAUCGAGAGGGCCAAACGGCACUGUUUCAUUGCAUGCUUCGAGGUGACCCCAACAGUUGUUACCAGUUGUUGAAAAGAGGUGCAGACCCUUCUAUCCGAGCAACUGUAAUGCAGAAUCCUAAACGAAAACGGAAGUUAUCUCCCUUGUUUUCCAUGUUUCUUUCCAUCUCGGCGCAGAAGGCACUCUGUUGGCUUAACAGCUAUCGACACCUGAUUGCUGUGCCCAAAAAAUUCUACCACCUCGUUGAUUCAGGAUUUUUCACAACUGCUGAUGUUCUAUCAGAACUUCAAGAGCUCCUAAGAGAAGAUUUUCCAGAGUUUGUCCACCUUAAUUCAAUUGCCAAACAACUCCUCCACAUGUUGUUUGGCCAAACAACAGCCUCGUUAAAACAGUUAACCACUCGGGUAAUCUUUGAGGAAUAUUUUCGUAAUAACAUUCGGCGGAUAGCUACACUCUUGUCCGACGAAACUAGGCUGAUCUAUGAAAACAUGUCCGACAUUUGUGACCAUGACAUUUACGAAGAGUUUGUGACCAUGGUCCUUAACAAGGAACUUCUUGGACGCUUCAUCAGACAUUUCUCUCUCCCUUACGAUUCUCUUUUAAACUUUGAGACAGAACUCUUGCUGCAAAGAAUGGUUGUGCUCUUCUCUUCCUUCCAAGUUGGCACCAUGAGUCUGUUGUUUGAGCGACAAAUUCCUUACAACAGCUCCAGCGAUGACUCAGAUCUCUUUGCCAAUGAAGAGGAAGGUGAUUCUGAUCUGGAAUAUUGGUAA
Messenger RNA from Acanthosepion pharaonis, 1635 nucleotides. Lineage: Eukaryota; Metazoa; Mollusca; Cephalopoda; Sepiida; Sepiidae. The record is from the annotation of a GenBank genome assembly.